AUGGGGAACGCCGGCGCUAAGGGUGCUAAAGGCAGCAAGGACGAGUUCACGUUCGACGAGAAUGACGACGAGGCCUUUACCGAGGCUCUGCGUGUGAAUCUGCAGCGACUCAUCGUCUACGCGCGUUCGGCCGAUACGGCGCUGCAGCGAGAAGUCGCCGAGAAGCUGGCAAAUGAAGCAGUUAAGCCCGACCGACAGGUGCAGAUUGUGGAGCUGGACGGACUGCAGCUGCUGCUGCCACUGACCAAGUCGAAGGACACGGAAGUGCAGCGUCUAGCAGCCCACGCACUUGCCAAUCUCUCAGUCAACUCUGAGAACCAGUCCAAAAUGGCCACGGAAGGAGGUAUCGACAUGCUGAUUGAUCUAUUGAGCAGUACGAACGAGCACGUGCAGCGGCAGGCCGCGAAGGCGCUUGCCAACCUCGGUGUGAACGUGGACAACAAGGAGAGGAUCGCUAAGGCUGGCGGCAUUAAACCGCUCAUUGACUUGGCCAGCUCCCGCCAGAUCGGUGUAGCCGUCGAGGCCAUCGCAGCACUGGCCAAUCUGGCUGUCAACGACGCCAAUGAGGUCGAGAUCGCACGUAAAGGAGGUUUAAAGCCAAUUAUCGACGGUGCGCACUCUGAAUCCGUCGAGCUUCAGUCCCAAGUGGCUCGUGCACUACGCAACUUAUCGGUCAAUCCGGAGAACAAACAAGCCAUUGUGGAGUUGGGAGGCGUCGAGGCUCUGCAAUCACUCGUACGUUCCACUAAUGAUCGGAUAUGCCAGCAAGCUACACGCGCCCUCGUCAAUCUUGGCGUUAACGUAGUCGACUAA
Phytophthora nicotianae INRA-310 is the source of this 813-nucleotide messenger RNA. RefSeq lists its product as hypothetical. The coding region runs from base 1 to 813 and encodes 270 amino acids. The transcript is spliced from 7 exons. Gene Ontology annotation, molecular function: protein binding; protein-membrane adaptor activity. Lineage: Eukaryota; Oomycota; Peronosporomycetes; Peronosporales; Peronosporaceae. The record is from RefSeq and is a predicted model, not a curated record. Gene Ontology annotation, biological process: nucleus-vacuole junction assembly.